Molecule: messenger RNA, 2079 nt
Organism: Peronospora matthiolae
Lineage: Eukaryota; Oomycota; Peronosporomycetes; Peronosporales; Peronosporaceae
Source: the annotation of a GenBank genome assembly
AUGGCUGAAGGCGCGAACGUCAUGCAUCACUGCAACGAGGUCCUCAACAUCUCCGCCAAGCUUAGCGGCAUCGGUGCGAAGAUGGAAGACGAAGACGUUGCAAUUUGUCUGCUACUCAGUCUUCCGAAGAGCUACGAAAAUGUGGUGCUCAACAUGGAAAUGAGCAGCACCGAGCUUCGCACUCAAGAUGUGGUGAGAGUCCUGACGAAUGAGCAUGCCAAGCGUCAAGGAGAAAAAGGGACAACGACAGCGACUACGGUGAAGGCUGAAGAUGCAAGCAAGGCAUUCAGCGCCGAGCGUGAGCCCUACCAAUGCACGUAUAGUGGCAAGGUGGGACACACGGUGGAUCGUUGCUGGACAAAGCAGAAGAACGAAGGUCGGGGAGCCCGACGCGGCGGCAAUGGUCGUGGACGCGGGGCUAACAAUGUCCAGUGGGGACAUCAUGAUGAAGGCAAUGGCUACGAUCGAGUGGCGUUUGCAGUCUCGUUCGAAUGUGGAGUUUCGACGAGCAAGGACGUGUCUGGAAUGUGGGCCGUCGACAGUGGUGCAACGCACCACAUUUGCCACGACAAGACCAAGUUCGCAAGUUUGGCAGAGCGCAAUGAGGGCGAACUCUUGGUGGCUGAUGGCAACAAGGUGGCCAUCAAGGGUGUGGGAACCAUCAUGGAAAAGGUGGUUCUGCCCAACGGUGAAGAGCGUGAGAUCGAAAUCAAGAACGCGCUAUAUGUUCCAAGUAUGAGCAAGAACCUGCUCUCGGUGCCACAGAUUAACAGCCAUGGCAAGUUUCAAGUCGUGUUUGACGGGUCCAAGAUGUAUGUGACUCUCAAGAACUCACAGCAAGUGGUGGCGACAGCGGAUCUCGUGGAUGGACUCUACUGGCUUCGGACGACUCAACGAUCAGCGAAUGUGACAACAAGUGGAACCAGUUGUGCCGAUCUACAUGCGAGAAUGGGUCAUGCUCCAGUCGAUGUACUUCGCAAGAUGAUCGCGACCAACAUGAUCAAGGAUGUGCGAGUCCCUCUCAAGUCGGGUGGAGCAACUACAUGUCGAGGAUGUCAACAAGGGAAAAUGGUCCAAAAACCAUUUCCAAGCAACCGAGACAAGCGCAGCUACGAUACGUUUGAGCUACUUCAUCUGGACAUCUGCGGGCCCAUGGAAAAGGAUUCGCUCGGUGGCAGCAAAUAUUUGCUGCUGAUCAUCGACGAAGCCAGUGGAUGCAUGAAGGGCUUUUGUCUACGAGUGAAGUCCGAGAGUGAAGACUACAUCCGGAAAUAUAUCACCAUGGUACAGACGCAAUUCUGUAAGAAGGUCAAGUUCGUGCGACACGACGGAGCUCGCGAGUUUGCAACCAACUCGCUUCAACUGUUCUACGAAGACGAAGGCAUUGAACAGCAGACAACGGUGCCGUAUGCACAUCAAACAAACGGAACAGCAGAGCGUGCCAUUAGGACUAUUGUCACGAUCGGCCGCAGCAUGCUUCAUCAUGCCAAACUGGACAAGUGUUUCUGGGCCGAAGCAGCGAUGACGGCCAUCUACGUCAAGAAUCGACUGCCGUCACCUAAAGUCGUGCACAAGACCCCGUUUGAGAUCGUCUACAACUUGAAACCAAGCGUCAAGCACAUGCGAACAUUCGGGUGUCAGACAUACAUACUGACGCCUAAAGAGAAUCGACUCAAGUGGGAUCCAAAGGCUCGCGCUGGCAUAUUCGUGGGCUACGAAGAAGUUUCGAAGGCAUAUCGUGUUUAUGACAUCGAGGCGGGGCAGGUGGUUAUCAGCCGCGAUGUCAACUUCGACGAGUCCACCUUUGGAAUUCAACUGCCGAUCACUGAUGAAGAUGUCGAUGACCUGGACUUCGAAUUGCUGGAUCUUGAUGACGAAGAGCUGCGUCAAAUGGAGUACAAGCAAACAGGCAAGCGCAAGAACCGACUCAAUGAUGAAGAUACAGCAGCUCCACGACCGCGUGCAGUGCGUCAACGACCAGGACUAGAAGAGUCAAGCGCGCCGGAAAACAACUCGUCACGACAAGAAGAAGACGAAGAAACGAAGGAUUCUGGUGAUUCAACACCGCCUAUGUUUUAA